AUGGUCCUAGCCUGCGGUUGUAGACGGUGCGCUCUGCUUGCGCUGCCCAGACGUAAGAAAAGUGCACUGCCCGUCCAGUUGUCAGAAGAGAUGGAUAAUGUUACAGCUGAAGAAAUUAGAGACAAGCAUCUUCAAAAAGAUUUAGAUGCAGAAGAAAAUCAAAAUAUAGUAAAGACAUUGAGAGGCAAAGUGAGAGAAAAGCGAAAAAAUUCUAAGAUUAACAAAAAUGAAAAAUCUUCAACUGAGCAGCUCACUGAUAGCAAAAUAUAUCAAAGAACCAAGGUUUCUCCACAGACUGAAGUCUCAUUGGAUAAAAGCCUUUCAUUUUUCAUUCUGAAUGGUGAAGAAAGUUCAGCUUUGGAUGAAUCUUCAAAGCAGAGACCAGUAAACCAUAGUUAUCCCAAAUGCUUUUCACUUGGUGGUAAUUUACAAAAUGUUGAUGAGAGUGAAGAUGAAGAGUUUAUGAAAGAAUUCAUUUUGACAGAUUUAGUCAAAGUAAAAGCUGCUGAAUAUGAAGAUGAUCAAGAACAAAUAAAAAAACAGAAGGCAAAUAUUUUUGUACCAAGUAGUUCUCCAGGUAAUAUUCUUUUCCAGUAA
Molecule: messenger RNA, 597 nt
Organism: Saimiri boliviensis boliviensis (Bolivian squirrel monkey)
Lineage: Eukaryota; Metazoa; Chordata; Mammalia; Primates; Cebidae
Source: RefSeq, a predicted model, not a curated record